GUAUGAGAAUAACACAAAAUGAUUUAAAUCAAUAUCUCUCAAAUCAAUAUAUAUUAAAUCGUUCAUUUUUAUCAACAUCAAUUGAUCGUGAAGUAGUUGAAAUGUUUGCUGGUGAAGGUCAACAAUCCAAAAUGAGAUAUACUCCUAAAAAUCAUUGUGCAUUACAAUAUUCAUGUUUAUGUCAAUAUUUAAUAAAACAAAAUUCAACAGCUAUCAAUAUACAAAGUUUAUCAACAAGACCAGAUGAAAAAGAAAUUUUAAUUCUUCCAUUUUCUGUUUUUAAAGUAACAGCAAUUAAACGAAAUUAUCUUGAUGAUCCAGCAGCAUCGAUUUCAAUCGAAAUUGAAUUAGAAGAAUGUGAAGAUCCAAAUGAUAAUAAAAAUGAGUUAGAAAAUAGUGAUACAACGAGAACAUCAUCAUUUUCAUCAUCUGCUGAUGAUAUAAAAGAUAUCGAAGAAUAUCAAAAAUUCAAACAACGAAAACAUCGUCUUUAUGUCAUCAUUGGAGUUUUGGUGUUAGCUAUCCUUUUGGCUUUAACUUUUACAUUCAUUUUUACUUUUGUUAUUAAAAAGAAUUCCACACAAAAUACUACAAACAUGCCAAUGCCUCUGACAGAAUCACCAUUAUCAGAUUGUCCCACUAUAUUUAGUCGAUUUAGCUGGAAUGCAAGACCAUAUAAAAAUCGUAGUAAUGUGACAUUACCGUUUAAACAUAUAGAUGUACUCACACCACCUUCAAGUCCAAUUAUAAAUCAACAAAGUUGUACUAGAGAAAUAAAAAUAUUUCAAGAUUAUCAUAUGGAUGAAAGAGGAUGGGAUGAUAUUGGUUAUAAUUUUAUACUGUGUAAUGAUAAAGAGGAUCAACAACAAAUUUAUAUGGGCAGAGGGUGGACAUAUAUUGGUGCACAUUGUAAAGGCUAUAAUAACGAAUCAUUGGGAGAAUUCAAUGAUGAUGUUGUUAGGGAUGUUGCUGCUGGUGAUGGUGAAGAUCUUGUUCGAUCAUUUUCAAUUUCAUUUUUGACUACUUCAUGGAUGUGUCGUCAAACUCGUUUACUGGAAGGAUCUAAUUGUUUGAAUUGA
Molecule: messenger RNA, 1079 nt
Organism: Rotaria sordida
Lineage: Eukaryota; Metazoa; Rotifera; Eurotatoria; Philodinida; Philodinidae
Source: the annotation of a GenBank genome assembly